Messenger RNA from Quercus robur (English oak), 1898 nucleotides. RefSeq lists its product as uncharacterized. Lineage: Eukaryota; Viridiplantae; Streptophyta; Magnoliopsida; Fagales; Fagaceae. The transcript has 5 exons. Gene Ontology annotation, biological process: regulation of DNA-templated transcription. Bases 270 to 1391 code for a protein of 373 amino acids. The record is from RefSeq and is a predicted model, not a curated record. Gene Ontology annotation, molecular function: DNA-binding transcription factor activity.
CUUAUUCAACACACAGUUCAACGACAGAAAGAGAGAGAAAGUAGAGAGAGAAACACAAACAAAACCAAAGCUUCCGAAGCAGAAGAAGAAGAAGAAAGAAAAGAAAUAUCUUCAAACACCAAAAUCAAAAUAACAAAAACACAAAAACAAUCAAAACCCUAAGAGAUAGAGCUUCGAUUUCUAUUUCUCAUACAAUUUUUUUUUUUUCGCAUUUCCAUUGUGAGAUCUCGAUUCGUCGUUCCACAACCGGGACUGGUUGAGCUUAGGCCAUGGCAAAUUCCAAGGGGUCAUCAAACAUCAGAAAUUUGAUCUACUCAGGAAAACACGCUUUGCUUCCUCCUAAAAGUCCAUUUCCUAUUGUUUCCCCCUCGUAUGUUGAUUAUGUCCCAGGUCCUGCUAUUGGACCAAAAGCUGCUCAAAAGACUAGAGAGGGAAAUGCACACCACCAACGAACUUCCUCUGAGAGCCAGCUCAUAGAGGAGCAACCUUCUUGGCUUGAUGAUCUUCUUAAUGAACCAGAGACACCUGUACGCAGAGGAGGUCAUAGGCGUUCAUCAAGUGAUUCCUUUGCUUACAUAGAUGUAGCAAAUGCUUCUAACUUUGAUCAUGCAGCUCAGGAUGAUUUCAAAUAUAAAAAUAUGGUUUCUGUACCUUCUUGGGGAUCUCAGGAUUUUGAUCUUCACAAAGAUGUGCAGCAUGCUUCAUUCUAUGCAGAUGUCCACUUGGCAAAGCAGAAGAAUAGGGCAUGGGAUCCAUCUUUGAAUGCUGUGGUUAGCCCAAGCAGCUGUUCUGUCAAGGAUAACACUGUUCAUCAGAGUUCAGGAUCAUCAUGCUCACCACAUGAAGCUGAUGUGGUUUCAUGUACUGCAAGCGAAAAGCAGGAUCAAGUUGAAUCAUGUCCACAAGAUCCAAAAGCUACUUCUGAAAGAAGGGAUUCAAAUGCUAAGCCUUCUGCUUCUGAGACAGAUACAAAACGCGCUAAACAGCAAUUUGCUCAACGUUCACGGGUUCGGAAGCUUCAAUACAUAGCUGAGCUUGAAAGGAAUGUACAAGCUUUACAGGCAAAAGGGUCUGAAGUUUCAGCUGAACUUGAAUUUCUCAACCAGCAGCAUCUUAUUUUGAGCAUGGAGAACAAAGCCCUUAAGCAGCGAUUAGAAAAUUUAGCCCAGGAGCAGCUUAUCAAAUACUUGGAGCAAGAAGUAUUGGAAAGGGAGAUUGGGAGGCUACGAACCUUGUAUCAGCAGCAGCAAAAGCCACAACAGCAGCCAUCUUCUAGCCAUCGACGCUCUAAAAGCAGGGACUACCUAGAUUCCCAAUUUGCAAAUCUCUCUUUGAAACACAAGGAUGCUAAUUCAGGCCGUGAUCCUGUGACUGGUCCACUCCGCAUUUAGAUUUGUGAUCGGUCCAGAACUGUCUAUUUCUCCCCUUCUCUUCCUCAAUUGGCAUUGCCAUGUCUAUGACCAAAAUUGUUGUUUCCCUUGUGCGCGAUAAAGCAGAGCUCCUCCAAUCUUGGUGACGUUUCUCUGGCAGCUUUGUGCGUUUUGAUUUUUCACCAUUUUAUUCUCUUUCCCGUUUGCUAAGCUAAUAUCUUUAUGUGCACCUGGUAGUCAUCGCCAGAAAGUUAUUCAAUUUCUAGCGGGUCACUUACCGGAGGUGGUAACUCAAAACAGAUCCGAUGAUUCGGUCUGUCCUGUCCUGUAUGUUUCAGAGAUUAUUAUAAUCAUGAAAGUUGUAUGCUUCAUUUUGUUGCCCAUUAAAGUUUCCACUGUUGAGGAAUUCUACCUAGUUCAAAGAUGUUUAGGGCUGCUUGAAUGUGCAUUACUUUCAAUGCAUUGUGAUAAGAAAAUGUGUACUUGUAACAUGCUUUUAAUGAAAUCCAUGUUUAUUCUUUGGGGUUU